GGUGAGCGGCGGGGCCGGGGCUCCUCUCCCCUGUCCGGGGCGGGCGGGCUCUCCUGGGAGCGGGGGCUCGGCAGCGCUUCUGCCGUGGUGCGGCUGUUGGAGGCGGCGUAAGGCGGAGGGAGCCGGACCUCCCGUCCCCGGCGCCGCUGGGCUCUGCGGGACAGGCCCGUGCACUUUUCUGGGUGUUGUGUGAAAUUAUAUGUCUUAUAGGAGAAGGUUGCUGCUGCAGGGUAACGCACCUCGUCGUGACCAAGGUGAAGUUUCUUUGGAGAAGAACAGCCCUAAGAUGGCAGGCAAAGGAAGUAGCAGAGCAGACUCCAUGUCCUGCAGUGUUCUGAACUGGGAGCAGGUCAGCCGUCUGCAUGAGGUUCUUACAGAGGUGGUUCCCAUCCAUGGGCGGGGGAACUUCCCGACGCUGAAGAUAACUCUGAAGGACAUUGUUCAGACGGUUCGGAGCCGGCUGAGCGAAGCAGGCAUUGUGGUCCACGAUGUCCGUCUGAACGGUUCUGCAGCUGGUCACGUCCUGGUCAAGGAUAAUGGGCUGGGAUGCAAAGACCUGGAUCUCAUUUUUCAAGUUUCUCUUCCAAGUGAGGCAGAGUUUCAGUUAGUUCGAGAUGUGGUCUUGCGAUCCCUCUUGAAUUUCCUGCCGGAAGGAGUAAGCAAGCUGAAAAUCAGUCCCGUAACACUGAAGGAAGCCUACAUCCAGAAGCUGGUCAAAGUGUACACGGACACUGACCGUUGGAGCUUGAUAUCGCUUUCCAACAAGCAUGGCAAAAACGUGGAGCUUAAGUUUGUAGACUGCAUACGGCGGCAGUUUGAGUUCAGCGUGGACUCGUUCCAGAUAAUUCUGGACUCCCUGCUCUUUUACUAUGACUACUCAGAAACACCCAUGUCGGAGCACUUCCACCCAACUGUGAUUGGGGAAAGCAUGUAUGGAGACUUUGAAGCAGCUUUUGAUCACCUCCAGAACAAGCUGAUUGCUACCAAAAAUCCUGAAGAGAUCCGAGGUGGUGGGCUGCUGAAGUAUAGUAACCUCUUAGUACGAGACUUCAGGCCUAUGGAUAAGGACGAGAUCAAAACGCUGGAGCGCUACAUGUGCUCCCGAUUCUUCAUAGACUUCCCAGACAUCCUGGAUCAGCAGCGAAAGCUGGAGACCUACCUUCAGAACCACUUCUCCAAAGAAGAGAGGAGCAAGUACGACUACCUCAUGAUUCUGCGCAGGGUGGUGAAUGAGAGCACCGUCUGCCUCAUGGGGCAUGAACGAAGGCAGACUCUCAAUUUGAUUUCUCUGCUGGCACUCAAGGUGCUGGCAGAACAGAACGUCAUCCCUAAUGCCACUAAUGUGACCUGUUACUACCAGCCAGCACCUUAUGUCAGCGAUGCAAACUUCAGCAACUACUACCUGGCAAGCGCCCCUGUGCUGUACAGCCAGUCCUACCCCACUUGGUUGCCUUGCAAUUGAUCGCUUCCCUCGAGUGCUCCUGGCUGGAGGCUACUGAGAGCCAAAAGUGUAAAUAUAGACAAGUAAUAAGUUGUCAGUUGGAUGUUCUCUAAUGGAAACAUGACUGUAUCAGACUGUCCAUUUCCUGGUGGUGCAGUGGGAUUGUGCAGCCUGGUGACCUGCUAUGAAUCUUUAAGAGUAUCUCUACAAAUGCCAAAAAGCCUUAUUACCUCUUCGUGGGGAGAAGAGAACCAGCAGUCAGAUGCUAAGAGGAGCAGUUAAAAAACUUUGUACUAGCUCUGGAAGUGGCUGUUAACAGGGAUCUAAAUGGAAUAUUCAGUAAACUGGGUUGCUUAAUUGACUGUAAAAUGCCUUAAGCAGAAGCUGCUCCUGGGGUAGCAGCAAAACUCUGCUUUCUAUUUCCUAACCUCAUUACUCUUCCUCAGUCCGGGUUCUGGCCAAAUUUCUAUUGAACUAGUUGUGCCAAGACUGGGCUCAUGUUAUGCUUGGGUCUCUUUCACUUUGUGUCUGUGUGAGUUGGUAACAGUAUGGAUACCGUCUGUCUUGCAGAGGACAUAAAUGUUGUUUCUUGUAGUGCCUAUGGCUAUGUGGUCCUGCCUUGAGUUUAAGAUUAAUUUAUUGGAAGUUGAAGAUAGUUUAGUAAGUCUAUUCAUAAAGCAUAAGCUGGUUCAAUUUUUCUUGACUACAAAAACUUGGAAGGUGGCAUUCCUAAAAACACACCAAAACAUAAUCUAAAACUUGGUAAUGUGAAAAGUCCUUGAAAUGAAGAACUGAAGCUUUAAAUAGAAUUGGAGCCACAGUCUGAACAGUUAACUUGGAAAAAUAUUCUUGAGUCCAGCAUGAAGCUAAAGCUUUUCUGACUAUCUUUCAAAACAAUUUUGGCACAGUUGGAGGGUAGCACAGCUUACUUUGGGGUUUGACCAGAUUUUCUUCCUCACAGGUCUGCAGCAAAACCAACAAAAAUCCCAAGUCACUAUAAGUUGCAGGAUUAUGUGCACUCCCGCCACAGUACGAAUUCUGAAAGUGCCCCCUAAAAUGAAUUUCUCAUUGUACAACUUCAGGCCGGUCCUGAAGCUUUGCCUUUCUGUUACCACUGAGCUUACUAGGUUAUCACUAUCACCUGGUCACGGCAUGAGACAGCAUUUUGAGUGGUUAGGGUAAAAUUCUUCCUUUUUACUGCUCUUAACCCUCACUUGAAGAGGUGUACAAACCCUAAGCAGAGCUCUCCACAGAAUCUGUAUGUGUUGAAAGUCUGGGCCUGAGUUCAGAAUAGUCUCUGGAAGAGAAUGCACUCCCUUGGAGGUACAGAGGGCUGAUCUUCCUGAAGGGUGUGUGCUGAACUUGCUGCUUUGAGACUCCCGGGCUUUAUAAGGAAGGUUAAAAAUGACUCAGUUAUGUAAUGGUGUUAUUAACUGGAUGAUUUUCACUGAAUUACAAUAGUAAAAUACAUAUAGCAACGAUCUUGAGGAUCUUGAGUUUCUUUUGUUUAACCAGAGAUGUAGAUUAGAAAGGCAAAUCUUAGAGCUAUUUAUUAUGUGGUAAUGCAAUGCUCAAGAAUGCUUGUUCACUGAAUCUUUUUUAUUACUUCUAUAAUUAUUUAUUACUGUUUCUGCAAGCUUGUAAGACCAAAGUGCCUGAUCCAACAGAUGAUUAAGGCUUAGAAGGUAAAGCAGAAAGCGGAUGGAACACCAAUGUUUGGUUGCCAUUCAAGGUGGAAAACAGCAGCACUGCUGUACUUAAAUGAUGGUAAAAAUGGCCUGCUUCUCUAAGACCAAGAAGUUCUUUCCACUUCUCAUAACUACUUCAUAAAGACUGUCUCAACAGAGCAGUGAGGCUACUUCUCUGUUCAGACUUCAUUUACCUUAGGAAGGCAGGGAGGGAUGCAAUCUACCAAGUGGACUGUAUGUAGCUAAGCAGGCUUUAGCUUAAUUUCCUGAACAGUUUUGAUAGCAACUUCGGUAGCAAAAAGAUAAAUAAUUUGGUGGAUUAUAUUGUAUGUUUUUUUCAUUAAAGGCUUCCUGAUUAGUCAGCCAAAGUAGCUAAACUUGAAAGCAAACCCAGCCUUUUUCAUUAACUGUGGCUUGGACUUGGUGUGGUUUACAGACAAGACAUCUGUCAUCCAAGACUUUGACUUUUUAGAAACUAACAUGAUGCCAGUGUUGUCAUAUGUGUUAAACUUAGUGCAAGCUUCCUGCUGGAAUGAAAUCCUAGGCAAGAAUAACUCCUGCAUGGAAAGCAAUACUUGGCCUAGUAUAGAGUGUCACUAUAGAGAAGACUUAAGAGUUUGUAAUUGCUGUCCUCUCUUGCAUAGAUGUUUUUGAAGCCAGCCCAUGCUGUAGCCAUUGCAGAGGUGAACAGUUGCCUAGAGGGGCUCAGACUCGGGUAUCUGCCUUCUCUGUGACGUCAUGGCUGAUCUUUAGGAACUGUUUUUUGUGCAUUGGCUCACGUGGAAGAAGUGGUGAGAUGCUUGGGAGGAGUCCUCACAAGCUGGAAACACAGACUUGUUUUAUUAGUCUUUAAUGCCUUGGCUGCUGAACAUCAGGCCAGGUGCAUCUCCUGGAAAAGGAAAUGCUAGAGAAUGAAAAAAGGCUGAAUUGGAUUCCUAGUGAGAUAGAGCUAGGGAAAAGUGAAGUUUCCUGCCAUAACUAUUGUGCUUUUGCUGAUGUAACUUGAUGCUGAGGCCUCUGAGGGAGCUCCACAUUGAAUUGCUGCUCUCUGAACAGCCAAAUGCCUGGGUUUGAGCUUUGCAGGAUCCUUGUGUUCCCUCUCUGGUUGUUAGAAUGCUCUGGCAUGUGGGAAAUACUGGUGCUUUGUAACCUGGCUCUUAGAUACUAAACCCUUGAAUGGUUAAAUUGUAUCCUGAAACUGCACACUACCUGCUGUGUUGACCCUGGAGUACCAGGGAUUGCUGGGGCACUGCUUGUCCCACUGCCUUCAAAAUAAUCCAGGCUUGGCAGGUAAAGCUGGUGUACUUGGUAGCUUUUCAUCACUGUGCUGCAAGCUGCCUGCCCCAUUCUGUUCUGGGUGGUCCUGGCAG
Messenger RNA from Motacilla alba alba, 4499 nucleotides. It is a transcript of the gene TENT5C, whose product is annotated as terminal nucleotidyltransferase 5C. Bases 200 to 1462 code for a protein of 420 amino acids. Gene Ontology annotation, molecular function: poly(A) RNA polymerase activity; RNA binding. The record is from RefSeq and is a predicted model, not a curated record. NCBI's taxonomy places the organism in Eukaryota, Metazoa, Chordata, Aves, Passeriformes, Motacillidae. The transcript is spliced from 2 exons. Gene Ontology annotation, biological process: mRNA stabilization.